This is a messenger RNA of Betta splendens (Siamese fighting fish), 1220 nucleotides long. RefSeq names its product dr1-associated corepressor. Gene Ontology annotation, biological process: positive regulation of transcription by RNA polymerase II; negative regulation of transcription by RNA polymerase II; transcription by RNA polymerase II. The record is from RefSeq and is a predicted model, not a curated record. Gene Ontology annotation, cellular component: nucleus; negative cofactor 2 complex. Lineage: Eukaryota; Metazoa; Chordata; Actinopteri; Anabantiformes; Osphronemidae. Bases 96 to 554 code for a protein of 152 amino acids. The transcript is spliced from 6 exons. Gene Ontology annotation, molecular function: transcription coactivator activity; transcription corepressor activity; protein heterodimerization activity.
GGUAUUUCUGCGGAAGGUAAACAAAUGGACGCUGCAGCGCUUUGCGGUAAAAACAUGAACAAUGUGAGCGGACGGCGCGUAUUACAGCGAGUAAAAUGCCCGGGCAGAAGAGAAGAUACAGUGUUCGCUUCCCUCCGAGUCGCAUCAAAAAGAUCAUGCAGAAGGACAGAGAGGUGGGGAGGAUUGCGAUUGCGGUUCCUGUGAUCAUCUCUCGAGCCUUAGAGAUGUUCCUGAAGUCUCUAUUGACCAAAACCUGUGCGAUAACCCAGUCCAAGCUCAGCACUGUUAUGUCUUUGGCUCACAUGCAGCAGUGCAUUGAGUCGGAGAAGCUCUUCCACUUCUUGAAAGAACUGGUGGAACGAGCUAUGUCUGCUCCUGCAGGCCAGAAGGACAGCAGAGGCCUGAGUAUGUGGCCAUUGUACAGAACCAAACGACCAAAUGACCUUUCUGCCAAGAAACCGACUGAUGUGGGAGAAAUGGCGCCGCGAAGGAGCCUAGACUCGCUCGACAGGGACUCCAGCUCCAGCGAAUCUGAGCUCUAUAUCUGCUUAUGACUGAGCAUGCAACUGGGGGAAACAGCCUUAAGCUCAGCCACUGCAUCCUUUAUUUAAGCUUCACUGCUAAGAAGGGACCGGAGAAGGUGGAAGCUGCUCAGCUGCGCCCCGCAUCAUCCCUCCACCUGCUGGAAGACAGCUCGACUUUGGUGAAUGAGGUUUUGUUCUUGAGAAUAAAAAGCUUUUUGUUAUGAGGGCCUUACGUUCUGAUUUGAAGCAGAUGUGUUGUAGGAGGUGGUGAAUUUCUGUUGAUCCAGUAACCUUUGAAGCUUUCAUUUGUAGCCAGCAUGACUCUGCCAAUUGUUUUUUGCAUGUUCUUUGUGGGCAUUAAUUUUCAGAUUAUUUCAGAUAUUGGCAUCCAAUAUUGUUUUCCUGUACUGCUGUUUGAUUGGUAGCGUGUGCCAUUCAUCUUUUUUGAAGAUAUUUUCCUGUAAGACCUGAAAAAAAUGUGACCUGCAGCAAUCUUUUUUCUUUUGUGCUUUUUUCCCCACGUAAAAGCAACCUUUGUUUCCUGUUUUGAGCAUUCUGUUUCUAAGCACUUGUGUAAAUCAAUAUUUUAAAGGCAGAAAACAUUUACAUAUGAAAUGUGAAAACAAGUUAAACCAGUAAUUGACAGAUGUAAUGUGACAAUUGUUUUCACAAAAAUAAAAACAAAUCAAGAGCAUA